Rhincodon typus (whale shark) is the source of this 972-nucleotide messenger RNA. Its product is annotated as probable G-protein coupled receptor 139. Gene Ontology annotation, cellular component: membrane. The record is from RefSeq and is a predicted model, not a curated record. Gene Ontology annotation, biological process: G protein-coupled receptor signaling pathway. The coding region runs from base 1 to 972 and encodes 323 amino acids. NCBI's taxonomy places the organism in Eukaryota, Metazoa, Chordata, Chondrichthyes, Orectolobiformes, Rhincodontidae. Gene Ontology annotation, molecular function: G protein-coupled receptor activity. The transcript is spliced from 2 exons.
AUGCACGGGCCAGUGAAAGGACUCUUCUAUGCCAUUAGCUAUCCUAUUAUCGCUGUUGUUGGAAUCCCAGCGAACUUGGUGGCAACUGUAAUCCUAUUCAGAGGACAGUGCGGACUCUCCAGGUGCAUCACCUACUAUUUGAUGGCCAUAGCCGUGACAGAUUUCCUUGUUAUCAUCACCGGGUGCAUCCUCAACCGGAUCAGCCGCAUUUACUUUAGCUACAGUGUCCUGUCCACCACCCCUGUAUGCAGGCUGACCACAAUCUUGGUUCGCUGCAGCCGUGAUGGCUCAGUCUGGCUAACUGCGGCCUUCACCAUUGACCGUUUUGUGUUCAUUUGCUUUCAGAGCCUGAAGAUCAGAUACUGCACAGAGAAAACUGCACAAUUGGUUAUAGGAGCAAUCUUUUUCCUAAGUUGUGUCAAAAAUUUCCCUUUGUACAUCAUCUACAAACCCUUCUACAUCCUGGAUGGUGUAGCCUGGUUCUGUGGCAUAAAGUCUAUCUUUUAUACUUUACCCAUCUGGCAGGCCUAUGACUGGAUGGAGCACAUCUUAACCCCUUUUCUCCCGUUUCUUCUUAUCCUGCUGCUCAAUGUCCUGACAGUAAGACACAUUUUAGCGACCAGCAAAGUCCGCAGGAAGCUUAAAGGUGCUGAGAAUGGCGGAGACCCCGAGAUGGCAAACCGUAAGCGAUCCAUCAUUCUGCUGUUCGCCAUUUCACUCAGCUUCCUGCUGUUGUGGGCCACUGAAGUUGGACAUUUCCUUUACUUGCAGAUUAAAGGUGAUGCAUACUUCAAUAACUUGAAUUUCAGAGACUUAACCUACAUCUUGCAAGAGAUGACCAACAUGUUCCAGCUACUCAACUCCUGCAACAACGUCUUCAUUUAUGCAGUAUCCCAGAACAGGUUCCGUGACGAGCUCAAGAAGGUGUUAUUCUGUCCUUUCACCAUACUUGCAGAUUGUUUUAAAACAUAA